Molecule: messenger RNA, 2062 nt
Organism: Pezoporus flaviventris
Lineage: Eukaryota; Metazoa; Chordata; Aves; Psittaciformes; Psittacidae
Gene: TPM2
Product: tropomyosin 2
Exons: 9
Coding region: 99-950 (283 amino acids)
Biological process (GO): actin filament organization; muscle contraction
Cellular component (GO): actin filament
Molecular function (GO): actin filament binding
Source: RefSeq, a predicted model, not a curated record
GCUCAGUGCCGGUGCUCCCGCCGUCCCCGGUACUCCGCCGCCGCCCCCGGUGCUGCUCCCUUCGCCGUCCAGCGCCCCGCCGCCGCCCCGCCGCCACCAUGGAGGCCAUCAAGAAGAAGAAGCAGAUGCUGAAACUGGACAAGGAGAACGCCAUCGACCGCGCCGAGCAGGCGGAGGCAGACAAGAAGCAGGCGGAGGACCGCUGCAAGCAGCUGGAGGAAGAGCAGCAGGGCCUGCAGAAGAAGCUGAAGGGCACAGAGGAUGAGGUGGAGAAGUACUCCGAGGCCGUCAAGGAGGCCCAGGAGAAGCUGGAGCAGGCGGAGAAGAAAGCUACAGAUGCUGAGGCUGAAGUGGCUUCUCUGAACCGCCGUAUCCAGCUGGUGGAGGAGGAGCUGGACCGAGCCCAGGAGCGCCUGGCCACCGCCCUGCAGAAGCUGGAGGAGGCUGAGAAGGCGGCUGAUGAGAGCGAGAGAGGCAUGAAGGUCAUCGAAAACAGGGCCAUGAAAGAUGAGGAGAAGAUGGAGCUCCAGGAAAUGCAGCUGAAGGAGGCAAAACACAUAGCUGAGGAGGCUGACCGCAAAUACGAGGAGGUCGCCCGCAAGCUGGUUGUCCUUGAGGGAGAGCUGGAGCGUUCAGAGGAGAGGGCAGAGGUGGCAGAGAGUAAAUGUGGUGACCUAGAGGAGGAGCUGAAAAUUGUCACCAACAACUUGAAGUCCCUGGAGGCCCAGGCUGACAAGUAUUCCUCCAAGGAGGACAAGUAUGAGGAGGAAAUCAAGUAUCUAGGGGAAAAGCUGAAGGAGGCUGAGACCCGUGCCGAGUUUGCAGAGAGGUCUGUGGCGAAGCUGGAGAAAACCAUUGAUGAUCUAGAAGAGCGUUCACAGCGGGAGGCCGAGAAAAACCGUGUUCUCACUAACGAGCUGCGGGUCAUCCUUACUGAACUUAACAACUGAGCUGCACAGAGCUCCCUGUCCCAGCACCCCUGCCCCGUUUUGGCCAGGCUGGUUUGGGGUUAGGAGCCCCUACCCACUUCCUAGGGCUAGGCAGGGUGUACAGCCUUGUCUUAUCCCCCUGGGGGUAACUGCCCUGCUUAGGGAGGGGGGGACAGGGAACCCUUCUGGAGCUGAUUAUUUUUUCUUGGGAGAGCAAUGAGGGUUUUUGUGAUGUCUUGGGAUGCCCACGUGGUGAUGGCUGUGCCCCAGCAUCAGCCUGGCCCUGCUGAGGAGGGAUGCGGUGGUUUGUAUCACUGCCUUCCUCCCCUUGUCCCUGGAGUCAGCAGCCAGCCUCUUCCUCCUCACUCUGGUCACCCUAAACUGUGAGGGGAAGGUGCCUUCAGAGCAGGGUCCCUGCAGGGUGCUGGGAUACAAGCUGGAACCCACAGUGCCUGAUGCCUCAAACCUGGGGCAGGGGAUAAGGAAAGAGCCCAGCAGGGAGUGUUGGGAGAUGGGGCUGGGUGGGCAGAGCUUUUGUCCCAUCCACAUCUCUAGAGGGAAGGAGGAUGCCAUUUGGAAGAGAACACCAAGCCUUGGCUGCCUUGUUAUCUCUGCUCCUUCUCUCUCUGCUGUCCUUCUGCCUGCCCAGGCUGCUGUCUCACUCCUUCACGGACCACUCCUGGGUCAUGCAGCAGGCACUGGCUCUCCUCUUUUGCUGGCCAAGGGUUUGUACACACGCUCACAGCCUGCCUCAUGGUGAUGCCCUGGGCAGGAUGUGCUGGUGAGUGGCCAAGGAAUGGUACCCACCAACAGCACCUGCGCUGCAAAGGGCUCAACCAUGGGCGAGAGGGCACCAUGGGAGGAUGGAGAUGCUGGAGAGUGGGGACCACCUUCAGUGACCAGCCUGGGUGGCCUGGCCACUCUGGCAGGUCCUGGAGCUCAUCCCUGCCGAUGAUGGGGCUGUUCAUGUGGGCUCUGCUCUGCAGGGACACCCCGCUCGGCUGGAGGCUGUCACUGUACUGACAUGUCCAUCUGUGUGCGUGUGUCUGUGCCUGGUGUGGUGUGCGUGGGUCUGUCUGCUCCUGGGUACACUUGGGUUUGUGUCUGUGUGUGUGGCUGGGUGUCCCUUGUAU